Camellia sinensis is the source of this 2047-nucleotide messenger RNA. Its product is annotated as xylan O-acetyltransferase 1. The record is from RefSeq and is a predicted model, not a curated record. Lineage: Eukaryota; Viridiplantae; Streptophyta; Magnoliopsida; Ericales; Theaceae. Gene Ontology annotation, molecular function: O-acetyltransferase activity. Gene Ontology annotation, cellular component: Golgi apparatus.
UUUAGUCCUCAGGUUUGAUAUGUCUCUGUUUUCUGGGUGAAUUGUGUUGAGUUCGAUUAUCUCAUCACACAAUGAUCUCAUCCAUCAACCACAACAAGAGGCAGGAUCUCAAUCAAAAUUCAACAGUCAAUCGAAGUUGUUUUGCGCCUCAAGAUUCAAGCCUUACCCUUCCGUAUGGAAGGCAGGUGACUUAUCCACCUGACCACCACCCCGGUGGUAUGUGGCGCGUGAUUGGAGUAGUUCAAUUCACUCCUCUGAUGCCCCUCUCUGUCUCUCUCUCAUAGAUAAAAUAUAUAUGGAUUUCAAGAACAAUCUGAGAAGGAUAGCAACAUUUGAGCCACCACCAAUAACAAAAUCAGUUUCUUGAAGACAACCCAUCUCACCAAAUCCCAACUAAACAAACCUAACAAAUCCAAUUCAUGCACCUCGCCGGAAAACACCACUCUUCUCCUCCCAACCACUCUCAAUGAAGAACUCCGGUGGCGGCGCUACUGGCCGCAAAACCACCAACCUCUCUGUAUUCGUCGUGGUCUUCUCUAUAUUUCUAUUCGGAUGCUUCAUGUACAACGAAGACAUGAAAUCCCUCGCCGAAUUCCCAUUCUCAAGGUCCAAAUCUCAAGAAAUUCAAGAAGAAGAACAACAACAAUCUGAUCAGAACAACCCAGUUCAAGAAAUCAUCAAGAACGAUCAAGUGAACUCUGUUUCUAUGAAUUCAAGAACCCAAGAAAGCGAAUUUCGAGUCGAGGAAGACGAUGAUGAAGAAGUUGAGUUGCCACCAGAGGAUUGUGAUCUCUUCAAAGGAGAUUGGGUUUUAGAUAAUGUGACUCAUCCAAUAUACAGAGAAGAUGAAUGUGAGUUCCUCACAGCUCAAGUCACUUGCUUGAGAAAUGGAAGAAAAGACUCACUCUAUCAGAAUUGGAAGUGGCAACCCAGAGAUUGUUCUCUGCCCAAGUUUAAAGCAAGAUUGUUGCUGGAGAAAUUGAGAGGAAAGAGACUAAUGUUUGUUGGAGACUCGUUGAAUCGGAACCAGUGGGAAUCCAUGGUAUGUUUGGUUCAAUCUGCUGUUCCACGAGGGAGGAAAAGCUUGUCCAAGAAUGGCUCUCUCUCCGUUUUUAGAAUCCAGGAUUAUAAUGCUACAGUUGAGUUUUACUGGGCCCCAUUUAUAGUGGAAUCAAACUCAGAUGAUCCAGAUAUGCACAGCAUAUUGAAUAGGAUCAUUAUGCCUGAAUCAAUCAAUAAACAUGGUGAAAAUUGGAAGGGUGUGGAUUUUCUCAUAUUUAACACAUACAUAUGGUGGAUGAACACAGGUGCCAUGAAAAUUCUACGAGGAUCGUUCGAUGAAGGGGCCACCGAGUAUGAUGAGAUCCUACGGCCUGCAGCCUAUGCAAGAGUGUUGAACACAUGGUCUAACUGGGUUGAUGAAAAUGUGGAUCCCAAUCGUACCACAGUCUUCUUCAGCAGCAUGUCUCCUCUUCAUAUCAAGAGCUUGGACUGGGGCAACCCAGAUGGGAUCAAAUGUGCUUUAGAGACUAUGCCAAUUCAAAACAUGUCGAAGAAGCCGAAUGUGGGCACCGACCGCCGGCUCUUUGUGAUUGCAGUGAACGUGACGCGGUCGAUGAAAGUACCGGUACAUUUCCUCAACAUAACAAGGCUCUCGGAGUACCGAAAAGAUGCACAUACCUCAAUUUACACCAUUCGUCAAGGAAAGAUACUCACCGAUGAGCAAAAGGCCGACCCAGCCAUAUAUGCAGAUUGCAUCCAUUGGUGUCUCCCAGGCUUACCCGACACAUGGAAUGAGUUCAUCUACACACGUAUCAUUUCUCACUCUUGACACGUGUCACUUGGCUCUUUUUCUUUUUUUUUUGUUCUCCAUUUAUCCCACAAAUUGUAUUUUAACUUUUGUGGUUUGGUGUCUAUUUCUGUACCAUUCUAGUUUUUUUAGUCUGUUUAUAGGGCUGGUCUGUUCAUUUUUUGGUUCUUCAUUGUGAGCCCAUUUGGAUGUAGUGGCAAUUGAGUAAGGGAAGGUAAUCAAUCAAUUGGGCUCAGA